GCUCUUUGAAAAAAGAACACCGCCACUCUAUCCGAAAAAGUAGAGCAGACGAUUAAGAAGCUAGGCCUUGCCUACGACGUGCUCGUAGAAUUUCUUCAGCUUCCCCGAUUAUGUUACUGUAAAAUUUAUUGAUAUUGUCUUGAUUGAUUUGAAAGGGAAAUGUUUAACAACAAAGUUAGCCGCAAAGAACUGUUCACGUCAAAUCCUGGGCAAGUUUUUCAGCAGCAAUUUUCGAGUAAGGAUUUCAAUGACUCAGCAUUCAUGUCAAGUGAAAACCUGAGUGAUCCCAGUUCUCAGAUUGAAAACUCUCAAGGCUCAUAUGAUAUGUACUCUCAGAGGUUUUCACAAUCAUGUUCCCAGCCCUCUGAGAAUUCAAGCGAAAGGUCAAGCCAAAAGUUUUAUAGAAAGUAUAUGUCAAAAGCUCCGCUAUUCCAAAGAGAUCCGACAUGCAGCGUCGAAAAGCACUCUUCAAAAAAACCGUCAGAUUACCUUGAGCAGUUAGAAUUGAACAAACAGAGGGCAAAAGAAAAGGAUAACCGGGACCUACUGAAUACAUUUGUAUCACUUGUUAAGGAUUGUUCUGAUGAAGUUAAAACAGCUGUACAGAUUAUUAAAGACAGUGUCAACAAGAAAGUGUCUGACAGUGCUGACCAGUCCGCCAAAAUAAUUGACAAACUUAAUGAAGGCCUGUCUGUGCAUUAUCAGCAAUUAUUUGAGGCUAUUCAGACUAAGCAACAACUGACAACUUCAGAGCUGCAAGAGAUUAUAGCAACUCGUGAUGCUAAGAUUGAACUUCUUGAGUCCCAGUUAGAAGUAGCACAGGAAGAAACAAAUGAGAAAGUGAUGGCAUUUCUGAAAGAGGCUUACAAUGAGCAGAAGCAACUUACAAAGUCUCAGCUUGAGCAACUUGAAAGGAAUCAACAGAUGACUAAUGAAAAGCACAUCAAAACUCUACAAGAACAGCAAGAAAGUUUCAUCAAGGAAAAGAGAAUCAUGGAGUCUGAGUGUAAGUGCUGUGAUGGCCAAGGGAUGUCCAAGAAUUCAGAUCAUGUUAGAAAUGUGCCACAUGCAGUCCCUGUGAACAAAGUGCAGUUAGAAGUCAACGAUACUAAUAUACAAGUUUUAAGAGGACUAGCCUAUCAAUCUCAAGCAGUUUGUGCAGCAUUACCAGCCACAGUCUACCAACAGAAUCCAGUAUCACAGACAUGUUGGGCAGUACAGCCCCAACACUCUCAAACCUCAAACCACACUUUGACGAACAGCGUAAAACAACUUCAUCAUUUGCAGAUGAAUAGUAGUCAACAAAGCAGUGUGUUAUUCCACCCUCAGAAACAUAAUACAGCUACCAUACUUCCUCGACCAUUGUCAUCGUCUUCUCCAGAGAUUGUCUCACCCAUUCUGUCCGGAUCAACUGGUAGAUGGUUUGCAGAUUCAUACGUGAAGAAGCCAUCGCCAGUAGCAACAGUCAUCCCACUCAUGAAAAGCAGGAUAGAAGACGAUGCUACUAGUACAGAUUUUAAAGUCGAUAAAGCUGUUCAAAGGAAUGGUUCGAUCAAUUUUAGUAAGGGACAGGCAAGAAAAUAUAAUUCAGCCAGUCUAAAAGUUGCCCCUACUAGGCAAUCUGCAAGGCUACGGGCCAGUGAAGUUAACCUUCCACCAAGAUCUUUAAAAGACAAUAUCAAUAUCCAAGGUCACAAUCUUCCAUCUAUUGCCAUGGAGAUCAACAGAGGUUACAAGAGAAAAUUUAGUACCGAAGAAAACAUAUGUAACAAAAGGCAGGUAGGACCAAAAGGCCUCCAAUCUGAAAGAAAUUCUGAUGCUAGAAAGCCAAGGUGCAGAAAUAUUCAACAAGAAAAUAAUGCACCAAGCAUGCAACAACCACUAAAUUGUGAAAGUAAAAAUUCUUUUAUGGACCGAAAAAACUUGGUAAAGCAUAAAGCAAAGCCCAGAAGGAAAUCCCUUAAAGAGAAAUGUUUACCGAGGAGUUCCUCCUACUCUGACUUACACCAGAGACCUUGUGCACCUAGCACCUAUGAUAACUGGAAAUUGAAGAGGCAUAGCAGCUUUACUAUUGGUGUAGACUCAAGCUCCGAUGAUGAUGAUGAUGAUGAUAUUUUCAGUUUUGCUGAUGAAAGUCCACUGCAUGCAAAGUUAGGUGAAAUUACAUCAAGCCGCACCAUAAACCGGUAUCCUGACACGGAACAAAGUUCUCAAGAAAGUGAUGUCAUUUCUUUAGCAGCACAACAAGAAAGAGGAAGUUGUAAUAAGGAAAACCAGUUGCUCAGGGAUUGUAUAAAAAGCAAUAGAAAGCGAAAGGCAUUUGGAAGGGCUGAACAAGAUGGUAACAGCAGUGAAAACGAUGAUGAUGAUGGGGAUGAUAUCUUCAGUUUAGGACCUACAAAUACUCAAAAAAAGUUACAAAAUAACAAGGAUUUUGACUGCAAUCAAGAUCAAAUGAACAACCGUAGACAACUCUUCAGUAUUUCUAAGCUGUCUUCAGAUACAAACAUCUUAGAAAUUUCAAAGUACAUUCGUCAACAGCAAUCCAGAAGACAAGACCGAUAAUUUAUUUGAAUGUUUUAGAAAUAUUAUAGUUGGUUUUACUUUUAAGGUCUUUUAAGAUUCCCAAUAGAUAAUAUCUGUGUAAAUGUUUAGAAUAGUAUAAUAAAAGUGCAAUAAUAAUGUUAUAGUUCUGAUAAUUAUAAUUACUGCUAUUAUCAUUUUUAAGAUUAUUAUUUAAUGAUUAUCUUGCUAAUGUAGUCUCAUAAAUUGGGCACAGUAAAUGCAUUACAGAGGGUGUUUUUAUCAUAAUUUUAUUAAAUUUGCUUUAAUAAUCCUGAACACUCAUUAAAAAUGAAAACAUCCAGGGUUCUCCAUCCUUGAUUUGGUCUGAAGCAGCGGAACCUUAUUCCAAAGUGUGUCAUUGCGGUUUUCAGUUUUAAUAUGCUUGAACAUUUUUUUUUAUUUGCAAGAGUACAUUUUUCUAUGAAUAGAAUGGUUUAUUUGAAUAGUGUCUUUAGAAUAUAAAUUAGUUCCUAAUUUUGCGUUCACACGUUUAAUUAGUUUGGUGUAAGGUAUUCAGCCUGUAUAUGAUCACGUUAUAGUUUAUGAUUAUAUUUGUGCAUCUGAUUUGUCAAUACUUUAGAUGUAUGCAUACUAUAAAACUGUAUAGUGCAAUAUAAAAAUAUUUGUGAUUCAAUAUGAAUAAUACAAUAUAGACCUGCCAAUCGUCUUUUUUGAAAAGAUGUUAAAUCCUGUGCAAUUUUUCUUAAAUAUGAAAAUAGAAAAGAUAUAUUUAUAUAUAAGAAGAAGCAAUACGUUUUAACACGUUUAUUUAUAAUUAACAAAUGGUCAACUAAAUAAUAUUGUAUAAUUUUAAUGAUUAAAUGAUUUAUAAAAAUUAUUACCAAUGCCUUCCAUGUGAAUAUACACUGAAAAUACUUUCAUAGAAUUCAUAAAAUAGUUGAUAUGUUUCUGAUUAAAAUGGUUAUGAACGUCGAAUUCCUCAAA
This is a messenger RNA of Anneissia japonica, 3510 nucleotides long. RefSeq lists its product as uncharacterized. The transcript has 10 exons. Lineage: Eukaryota; Metazoa; Echinodermata; Crinoidea; Comatulida; Comatulidae. The record is from RefSeq and is a predicted model, not a curated record. The coding region runs from base 160 to 2565 and encodes 801 amino acids.